Molecule: messenger RNA, 1689 nt
Organism: Fusarium vanettenii 77-13-4
Lineage: Eukaryota; Fungi; Ascomycota; Sordariomycetes; Hypocreales; Nectriaceae
Exons: 1
Coding region: 1-1689 (562 amino acids)
Source: RefSeq, a predicted model, not a curated record
AUGUUUCUGCAUUCCGGCGCCAGCCUACACGGCCACGAGUACUCGGCACACCGAUCAUCCACACAAGCUCCUCCCGGACGAUUGCCCUUCCUCCGAUCCGCGCUUCGAAGGCCUUCGGACGCCGACGUCACAGGACCACCGGCACCAGCAGCCUCGCCUGCGCCCCCAGCCCGGCCUGUGUCAUAUCAUGAGAAGGCCCCCUCGAUCACAUCAGUAACUCCAGUUCGUCGAACCUCCCGGUCCCGACCCAAAUCCGAAUACAUGCCCCGAAGAGAGCUCUCCGUUCGCUUUCGCGAGCCUGAGACCGAUGACGAUCUACCUCCUUCGGAAGUACAAAGCGAAGAUGAAGCCUGCUCAGACGUGGGCGAGCUAAGCGACUCCUCCACUGCAAGCCGGAGAAGGAGAAGAAAGCGUUCUCUCAGGAGAUCAACACAGUUUCUUCUCGCCCAUCCAGUUCCUCGACCAGGAGCCAAGCAACGCCGACUUGUUCAGGUUCGCCCACGAUUGCUUCUCCAGCUGCAGGAGCUGAGCGAGAAGCGCGCUCUUCCUGCUUUUGAUGUCCUGCCUUCAAGCCUGAUUACAGGACCCCUUAUUGUUCCUCGAUUAGCAAAGCGAUGUCCCUGUUUGUUCCGUGCCAAGCCCGUGCUUGGUCUUAAUGACCUCCUUAUCGUACGUAGCGAGGAUUACGACACACCCACAACUCCAGGUUCUCUUGAUUCCGAGGAUUCGCUUGACCAGAGGGACGUUGUGGCAGUUAUCAGUCCCCUGCCACACAUGGGUGACGACUCGGCCGAAAUAACCAUGGAAGACGGGUCGACUUGGGAGUCAAGUCGCAUGGCUAAUGGCUCCUAUGAGUUUAUUGGGGUGGAUGAGCGAGGCCGGAUCAGCACAGCGCGAUGGGUUAAGAAGUCGUCGACGCCAGUAACUACACCACUGGCAAACGGCGAUCAAACGCCUCCACCGAGCCCAGUCCCAUCAGAUGUUAAAUGGACUUUCAGUAUGAUACACCCUGAUACACGAAGACAUCCAAUCAUGGGUUCUCUCAUGUCGAACACGCUGGACGUUUUCGAUACUUACAACACCAUGUCGACUUCAAGUGGUCGAUAUCCUCCUACGCGAUGUACUCCCUUGGACCCCAAGUUGGCCAGCGACUGGAUCGUAUCUAACCCACCCGAGAUCCAAUCACGUCUGACCAAGGUGGUUCCAGAGGACAUCAAACUAUUAAUGGUUGCCACGGCUUCAUGGGUCAACCUGCGACACACCGGGUGGCCAGCUUCGGCAAUCUGCAGAACGCCGUCAACCUUGCAAAAGCGCACACCGAGUAACGCAGGCCCGCCGAGGGCCCAAACAUUUCCUGCUCGACCCAGCCUCACUGCUGUCAACCCUAUACACCAGGUGCAGCACGCAAACACAAGCCCUCCCGGAAGCUCCAUGGACAGCUCAUCCUCGGAAAUUCCCGGGCGCCGAAGGUCCAUGUCCUCCAACGCUGGUUUCGUGAAGAGAUUUGUGGUACCGCGAGCCAGUGAGGACGGACGACCACCACUCGAUAGCCUCGACUUUGAUAUUGAUAAGGCGCCUUCACGGCGCAUGAGUGUCACUAUGCGUUCAUUUGCGAACAAGAUCUUCCGCCGGAGGAGUAACUCCCAGGCACGGGUUGAGGAUUCUCUUAAAUAUAAAUUAGAAUACUAG